Messenger RNA from Cercospora beticola, 2673 nucleotides. RefSeq names its product HET domain-containing protein. NCBI's taxonomy places the organism in Eukaryota, Fungi, Ascomycota, Dothideomycetes, Mycosphaerellales, Mycosphaerellaceae. The record is from RefSeq and is a predicted model, not a curated record.
CGGGUCUAAGCUAUUAUGCAUAUGUGAAGAAUUCCUCCGUCGGUGCACAUUGCAGGACCCAUAGGAGCUAAUCCCACUCUCCGAAUCUGGAGCUUCACUGCGACAAGCAGUUGCACACUAGGAGGGAGGCCAGAGUUCGUUGCUGGACAUCUCUUGCCUCGUGUGUAGUCGCCGAGGCCGUUUGCAACACGCCUGCCAUCACCAUGGCUUGCUUGGAUUUCCCAAAAACCGACAUGACCUAAUUCUCCAAAUCACACUAUUGUGCUAUGGACCAUUAUGUCUUUGCUUGCAAUUCUCAGCACCUAGAACAGGCAUUUUGCGAUCCAUUUAGCCACGCGAGACUGGAUCUCGGCGUGGCAGGCAAUCUCUGGGACUGCUCCAAAUUUGCCGCCCAUCUCUUGAAGCUGUUAAAUGUGACACAGCACUUAUCAGCAGCGUCGUCGCAUACACCGAAAACCGGUUAUAAAGGCUCGCUGCGGGCACUCCAGCUAUUUGUGCAUCUUAUUUGUCCAGGAAACCACUUUCUGCAAACAUCGAAGAGUGGAAUCUGACGCUCGACAGACUCCAGUCUCAAUGAAACCCGCGGCCUUCGGUGUAUGCUGUACCCUCAGCUGCAAGCUAACCGAAUCUGUACUCUCCGAAGCGAGUCCCCGAGUAGGAAGUAGCUACAGGAAUGUGGCGUCGGAGCUGUCGACCUGUGAGCAGACGUGGGUGCACCAUCGCAGCUGACAGCACAGUGACAGUGCCACGGGUGCGUAUAGAACCCACGAUGCCACCACCUUCCCCGUCGCAGCCGCACAAGGCACUUGUAAGGACACAUACCGGGUGCAUCGGACCCUCAUGGCACGGCGAUUACUGGACAAGGUCUUGAAACCUGUGCAUCAGUACCAUUAUCAGCCGCUUACUGCGCCAGCGCACGAGAUUCGGGUGCUCAUUCUCGAGCCUGGAAGCGGCAGGCAAACUCUACGAUGCGCUCUCCAAACGGUUCCUCUGGGAGGCGAGUCCCCGCCGGACUAUGAGACAACUUCCUAUGUCUGGGGCAACGCAAGCUUGACCGGAGAAGUCUAUAUCGACGACAUGAUCCUGGGCAUCCCCGUUAGCGCUCAGAAAGUCUUGUUCCGUGCACGUCUACCAGAAAGACCGAGGACUCUGUGGAUCGAUGCAAUAUGUAUCAAUCAAAAGGACAGUGCGGAGCGUAGUCAACAAGUGGCCUUGAUGAGUCGCAUUUAUUCGAUGUCAAGAUGCAAUCUGAUAUUUCUCAGCGUCGAGAAGCACGGAGCGGCUUCGCUGGUAGCAAAUGUAGAUGCGAUUGUGACAGAUUUGGCCAGGAGUACUGACCAAUACCGGAAACUAUCGGAAAUGCUCUUCGACCCUCAUAAUAACUGGAAGCAUACUUCCACCGGAAGUAAUCUCUCCCUCGACCGUCAAGCACUGCUAGAUUUGUUCACAUGCGAAUGGUUCUCGCGCCUCUGGGUCGUGCAAGAAGUCGCACUGGCGCCGCAAAAUGUUUGUAUAUAUGGGGAAGCUCGAAUCCUUUUCAUCGACAUUCUACGUGCGAUUGCCUGGUUCUCGCUGAACUUUCGCACCGAGAGGUGGUUCCCAACCUCUCCACACGUCAAUUUUGCCAGACUGGAAUUCAUGCUGAGAUGGGCUGGGGCAGACCGAAUAUAUUCUCUGGACCCAAUGAUCAGAGUCAAGUCAAUCCACAUCUUGGAAUCGAUGCGUUUCUUCAACGCUACGGAUGCUCGCGACUACGUCUUUGGCACACUGGGCAUACACGACAAAUUAUCGGGUGCCGUGUCGUCGAUGCUGACGCCGGAUUAUUCAGUCUUAUACCCCGAGGUAUACGAGCGUGCCGCUCUGGCUGCCAUCACGUCUGACAAAAGUCUAGCCGGCCUCGGGCUGGCUGGGUACAGGUCCGGACACAUUGACGAACUCCCAUCCUGGGUCCCGCGCUUCAACAAGCCCAUCAACAAGGCACACGACCCCAACCCUUUGAGUCCACUCGGGACAUCCGCUGAUGGCGGAAGACCACUCCAACUGCACAAUACUGGCAACUCCAACGGCGUCCUCACUGUAAGCGGACUUCUUCUCCCUGGCCCAGUCUCUCAAGUCGUUUCCUCCCUCCGACAAGAAAGCAGCCUCUUCGACUUCAUCACAUUCAUAUCAUCCAGCCUGUCCAUCGCGCACGAGUCAUCUCUCUCUACACAAUUCAAUCCGACCACCGCCGCCAUCGACACCGACACAGCCGUUGCAACCACCUUCCAAGCCGGCGUCCACCUCGACGGCACCAGAGCCGCCUCUGACCCCUCAAAAAGCAUCCUCGGCCUUCAACACUUCCUCUCCUACCUCAUAACAAACCGCAAAUUCCCCUGGGACGCAGACGCCGACCCUAUCGCAGUACAAUACUACCGCUCUAUGAUCAACGCAUGCUAUCAUCGGAAUUUCUUCUCUACAGACACUGGACACAUAGGACUCGGACCCAAGAAUAUUAGUCCAUGUGACAAAGUAACAAUUCUUUACGGAGGAACAUUCCCCGUCAUUUUGAGACCGUCUGAAAAGUACUCCGGAGAUUAUGAAGUUGUUGGUGUGGCGUAUGUUCAUGGGCUCAUGGCAGGUGAAGCGUUGGAAAGUGAUAGUGGAGGAGAAGAGGUCAUCUUUCGAUUGAGAUGA